AUGCCUAAAUCCACAUCCACCUCCACAUCACCCCCCUCUCGACAAGAGUACUUCCCCGGAAGAAGUAUUCCCACCGAAACCUUCCGCCUAAUCACAAAGUACAUCGACCCGGCCACUCUCCCCAGCGCCAGAUUGGUAAGCCGUAGCUGGGCACUAUUGAUGCUAGAAGUGCUAUUCGCACAGCGCGGUUUCUCCAUAUCACCUUUCAAAAAUGGCAUGCAAAGACUGGAGGAGGUGGCGCAAACCAUUGCAAUGCCAUCGAUCCAUCACUUAGAUAUCGGUCUUGGAAUUGUUGAUAGUCGCAGAUUGGGUUUGCAUAUUCUGCGUAACACGCCGUCGGUUUUGCUCGCGAAGAUGUCGCAAGAUGAGAGAACGCGAUGGUUGCGGGAUCGCUUGUUGGGAGAGUCGGAUAAAUAUUUACGAUAUUGUCGCGGCGAAGCGUUUGCACGACUCUUGCUGCCUCUCAAAAAUUUGUCUUCGAUAACUAUUUCGCAUAUUGAGAAUCAUAUUUCUCCGAGCUUGUAUCAGCGCCAUGAAGAAUUGUUGGAUGAUCCAGAAAUGGACAUGCAGAUCUACACUCUGAAACAAUGGGCCUCUCUACCUCCAAUCAAGUUUCAGGGGGUUCUCGAUAUACUCACUCGUACGUCUCUAUCUGGAUCUAUUGCCCUCAAACAUUUGAAAAUCGAAUCGCUUCCCAUUUACACAUUCAUGACUUGGGAUUCAGAGAGGGCAAUUGGCACUGAUGUCUCUGCUCGAUUCAUUGAAGCUUUUUCUCAUCUCGAAUCACUUUCAUUGGGUCUCUCAUGCUGUGUUCCCAAUGGACUUUUAUCUUUGAAUCCUGAGCCUUCAUGUUUUCAUCAUAAGGCUACAAGUUUUAUCGCCCAGUGGAAUAUAUUAGCCAUCGACACCAUGUGUAAAGUUGUGUCUUCGAUGAAGAAUCUCAGGCAGUUAGAUUUAAAUUGGCAAAUAUCGUCUAUUGAUGAAGAAGAAGGGUGUAUUCCCCAAAGGAACUCGAAAAAUUUGAGACAGAUGUGGAAUGAAUUAUUUCUCGAAAGUACUUUUCCGAAUCUCGAAACGCUGCGACUUUCUUGGUUCUGUAUGGAAAAGAUAGAUCUCUUUACAUUUCUGUACAGACAUAAAGAUACGUUGAAAAAUGUAGAUCUGGGAAAUUAUACUUUUGAUAAAGAUGAUACGUCGUGUUCUUUUCAUGAGUUUUUCGAGGGUAUGGAGAAGUUGCUGGAGUUGGAGCAGUUGGAGUGUAGAGACGUGUAUUCGAUUUCGGCGAGCGUGAGGAAGAAUUAA
This is a messenger RNA of Botrytis deweyae, 1302 nucleotides long. RefSeq lists its product as uncharacterized. The coding region runs from base 1 to 1302 and encodes 433 amino acids. The record is from RefSeq and is a predicted model, not a curated record. Lineage: Eukaryota; Fungi; Ascomycota; Leotiomycetes; Helotiales; Sclerotiniaceae. The transcript has a single exon.